AUGCUUGAGUCAACCGAAGAUUCAUCUCAAAAACAAUCAUCUUCAAAUAAAAGUAGUAAUAAAACCGUCUCCCUUUCUGCUGCUGGUAUGCGUGCUUUGAUUUAUCAAUUACAAGUAUUAUAUCUUAGAACUCCUGUAAAGUUAUUCCGUCCUUCCAGAUUUGAUUAUUUAGCGUAUGUUCGAGAAUUAGCUAAUAAACAUGAUAAUAUUAAUGAAAAACCAUAUAAAUUCCGAUCCCAUUCAUCAAUUGGAAUGAUGGUAACCGUGGCUAGAAAGGAAGGAUUCAGAUUCAUACCUGAUCAAGUGUUACCUCCUUUAAUUGCCAAUUCCGCCACGGGUAUAAUCCUUUAUGCCACAUAUUUAACUACGUUGGAUCAUUUUAAUAAUAAUCAUCAUAGUUCAACUCCUCUGGCGUUCAAUUAUUAUUCUCCGAUUGAUACUUGGAGAGCUGGGUUCAUUGCUGGAGCGGUUCAAUCAUUGGCUGCUGCUCCGGUUGAUGCGAUUUAUACCAGACUGAAUGCAGCAGAAAUGUUGAAUGGUAAACAUCAAAAUCUUUGGAUUUAUGGAUUAAAUAAAUUAAAAGAAGUUGGAUUGGUAGGAGUGUUUGCCGGUUAUUCAUUUUCAUUAAUUAAAGAAAGUUUUGGAUUUGCGUUUUAUUUCUCUACAUUUGAGAUUGUUAAAACUCAAGGUUAUAAUUUAACUUAUAAAACGAUAUUAGCGUAUAGAAGAUCGAAAGAAAAGAUUAAAGAAAAACUUUUAACUUUUACUAAAUUGGAUGAAGAACAAGUUGAUGAAAGAUUAUUAAAAUUGGAACGUAAUAGAACUACAAAAAUAUUAAAAUCUUCAUUCAUUUUAUUAGCUGGUGCUUCAGCUGCCUUUUCAUUAUUAGCUAUUCAAUACCCUAUUUCUAAAAUUCAAAAGAUUCAUUUAUCAAGAUUAGAAGCGUUGGAUAUAUAUAAUUCCGCUGCUCAUGAAACCAAACCAUUCAUAAAGUUAUAUUACAAUUCUUAUAUUGAUACUUAUCAUCAAAUUGUCAAAUUCAAGAAUAAAUCGAAAACUACUUGGUUUCAACUUGGGUAUAAAGGAUUUGUAAGAAAUGCUCUAACUACUAUCCCAGCUACUUCGGUAGGAUUAUUAGUAUUUGAAAUCAUGAGAACUAGAUUAUCUGAUAGUUUUGAUGAUUAUGAAGUAUUAGAUGCUUAA
This is a messenger RNA of Scheffersomyces coipomensis, 1203 nucleotides long. RefSeq lists its product as uncharacterized. Gene Ontology annotation, biological process: mitochondrial L-ornithine transmembrane transport. The coding region runs from base 1 to 1203 and encodes 400 amino acids. The record is from RefSeq and is a predicted model, not a curated record. Gene Ontology annotation, cellular component: mitochondrion. Lineage: Eukaryota; Fungi; Ascomycota; Pichiomycetes; Serinales; Debaryomycetaceae. Gene Ontology annotation, molecular function: L-ornithine transmembrane transporter activity. The transcript has a single exon.